GAGGAGAUCGGGGUGAUGUUCGCCUCCCUGCCCAACUUCGCCGACUUCUACACGGAGGAGAGCAUCAACAACGGCGGCAUCGAGUGCCUGCGCUUCCUCAACGAGAUCAUCUCCGACUUCGACGCGCUGCUGGACGAGCCCCAGUUCCGCUGCAUCACCAAGAUCAAGACCAUCGGCAGCACCUACAUGGCCGCCUCCGGAGUGACGCCCGACGCCGGCGCCAACGGAUUCGGAGCCAAGAAGGAUCCACGCUCGGAGAAGGAGCGCUGGCAGCACCUGGCCGACCUGGCCGACUUCGCGCUGGCCAUGAAGGUGACGCUGAUGAACAUCAACUACCAGUCCUUCAACAACUUCAUGCUGCGCAUAGGGAUGAACAAGGGGGCGGUGCUGGCCGGGGUCAUCGGGGCGCGCAAGCCCCACUACGACAUCUGGGGCAACACGGUCAACGUGGCCAGCCGGAUGGAGUCCACCGGAGUCAUGAAGGAUCCACGCUCGGAGAAGGAGCGCUGGCAGCACCUGGCCGACCUGGCCGACUUCGCGCUGGCCAUGAAGGUGACGCUGAUGAACAUCAACUACCAGUCCUUCAACAACUUCAUGCUGCGCAUAGGGAUGAACAAGGGGGCGGUGCUGGCCGGGGUCAUCGGGGCGCGCAAGCCCCACUACGACAUCUGGGGCAACACGGUCAACGUGGCCAGCCGGAUGGAGUCCACCGGAGUCAUGGGCAACAUCCAGGUGGUGGAGGAGACGCAGCAGAUCCUGAAGGAAUACGGAUUCCGCUUCGUCCGCCGCGGCGCCGUCUACGUCAAGGGCAAAGGCGAGCUCCUGACGUUUUUCCUGAAGGGCCGCGAAAAACCGGGAUCGUUCCUCGGAUCCGCCGCCGUCCCCCUGCCCCACCAGGUGCUGGAGAAUUCCUGAGGAUUCUUCGGGAAUCUCCACCGGGAUCCGGAACCUGACCCCCUCGGCACGGCCCCUUCCCGGAGGUUUUUUUGGGGGUUUUUUUGGGGUGGGGGUUUUUGUUCCCUGUGGAAAAGAGGGAAAGGCGGAUCCGGGGUUUUCCCGCCGUGGGAAUUCUGGACUCGGAGCGGUGGCGGCAAUUCCAGGAGAUCCAAACUCAGGGAUGGUUGGGAAGACUCCGCGUCUCUUCCGCGUGCCGGGAGCGGGAGCAAAUCCGGGAUUUUCCCGAAAAUUCCUCCCGAAUUCGAGAGCUCGGGUCCGGCUUGGAUUUGGGGAAGGACGGGAGUUGUGUAUUCCAGAUCCAUA
Molecule: messenger RNA, 1260 nt
Organism: Pyrgilauda ruficollis (rufous-necked snowfinch)
Lineage: Eukaryota; Metazoa; Chordata; Aves; Passeriformes; Passeridae
Product: adenylate cyclase type 3-like
Exons: 7
Coding region: 16-915 (299 amino acids)
Biological process (GO): cAMP biosynthetic process; intracellular signal transduction; adenylate cyclase-activating G protein-coupled receptor signaling pathway
Molecular function (GO): adenylate cyclase activity
Source: RefSeq, a predicted model, not a curated record